Molecule: messenger RNA, 1152 nt
Organism: Rhinolophus ferrumequinum (greater horseshoe bat)
Lineage: Eukaryota; Metazoa; Chordata; Mammalia; Chiroptera; Rhinolophidae
Gene: APOD
Product: apolipoprotein D
Exons: 7
Coding region: 328-897 (189 amino acids)
Biological process (GO): tissue regeneration; lipid transport; brain development
Molecular function (GO): cholesterol binding
Source: RefSeq, a predicted model, not a curated record
AUCCCACAGCAGUAACCUGAUAAAGCUUAUAAAAUAACUUGGGAGAAGCCAGUUAUCAAGACAAGGCAUCUCAAAUUGGAUGAUUUUGCGUUUGGAAACUACCUUCAUCUUGAUAAAAUAAAAAUUAAAAAGACCUAAAAAAACAUGUUUCAGCCCACAAUAGAACACUGUGUAAUAAGAAGUUGUCAGAGUAAGAUGUGGAACUGACUUUUGGUGUACCUGUCACGUGCUAAAGUGAGACUCAUCAGGUUACAGAGGGAGAAAAGCAAACAGCUGGAAAUAGCUCUUGUGCAGCUACAGGUUCCAGCCCAGCCACUCAGCAUCAAGAUGGUGACAGCAUUGCUGCUGCUCUCAGCACUGGCUGGCCUCCUAGGUGGGGCAGAGGGACAAGCAUUCCAUCUUGGGAAGUGCCCGGCUCCUCCUGUGCAGGAGAAUUUUGACAUAAAUAAGUAUCUUGGAAGAUGGUAUGAAAUCGAGAAGAUCCCCGUGAGCUUUGAGAAGGGAAGCUGCAUCCAAGCCAACUACUCGCUAAUGGAAAACGGAAACAUCAAAGUGAUAAACCAGGAGCUGAGAUCUGAUGGAACUGUGAAUCAAAUUGAAGGUGAAGCGUCCCAGACCAACCUCACAGAGCCCGCCAAGCUGGGAGUGAAGUUUUUCUGGUUGAUGCCUUCGGCGCCAUACUGGGUCCUGGCCACGGAUUAUGAGAACUACGCCCUCGUGUACUCCUGUACCACAAUCAUCUGGCUGUUUCACGUAGAUCAUGUUUGGAUCUUGGGAAGAAACCCUUAUCUCCCUCCAGAAACAAUGACCUACCUAAAAGAUAUCCUGACCUCUAAUAACAUUGACAUUGAGCAAAUGACUAUCACAGAUCAGGUGAACUGCCCCGCGUUUCUGUAACAAGGCUCCAAAUGGAGCCUGCAUUCACGCCAUGUUUCUUAUUUUGCUUUGCUUUUUCCCCACCUCACCCCAUGCUUCAUAAAAACAAACCAACCCACCAUGGCAAACCAUUGCAAAUACCAGGAGGGAAAUUUAACAGCAGAAGCCAGUGGAGAGGAACUCCAGGAAAGUUGGCCCAAACACUUACCAUACACUAUCCCGUUACCUUGCAAGCCUAAUAAUAAACUUGUUGCUGACCUGCUGUGCUCACAGUAA